AUGCCAGGGAAAAGUGAGGGAGGCCGGACAGCCCCACGAGUUCCAAGAGCAGCAGCAGGCGCAGAUAACUGUUGUUCCCGAGAAGCGCGCGAGGGGUGUAUGUAUAAGCCGCGGGGAGGACGGUUGAGUUCGAAGUUUGAUGCAGCUGCAAAAAAAGCUCAGCUUCGCACAUGGGUGCAGUGGCGGAAGCAGACGGCGUGCCUUGCCCCACCAUACAAGAUGAUUCUCAUGGUGGAGUACGACGUUAAGGUGAUGCUAGCGUUGAUGGUAAAGGUGCUGCUUAUUAGCGCGUACGACGUCCGUCAGCAAGCCGGUCGUACAUACGACAAUGCAGGCGAGGUGCUUCCUUCAGGCGUCGCCUUGCUACUUGCGACAGUAGGACCUCUGGACGAAGAAGAUGUUUUUCUGGACGUUGGAGCUGGAGUUGGCAACAUCCUCGCCCAAGUCGCUCUUACAACGGACGCUCGACUUUGCGUUGGUAUCGAAUUUCGACGCGUCCUUGUCUCGCUCGGUCAGCGCUGUUUGCACCAGCAGCUCAAGAUUCAGCCGCGACUGGAUAAGGUAAUGCUCAAGUUGCUAGAUGUUAGAGAUGUUUCUAUGUCGAGGCAUUCUCCCAUUUGCGAAGCCACCAUUGUCUUUGCUAACAUCUUUCUAUUUGACGAAGAUGCUAAGUUGAUCGUUUCACGAGAGCUCAGCGCAAUGCCAUGA
Messenger RNA from Phytophthora nicotianae INRA-310, 708 nucleotides. RefSeq lists its product as hypothetical. The transcript is spliced from 4 exons. Gene Ontology annotation, cellular component: nucleus. Gene Ontology annotation, biological process: DNA damage checkpoint signaling; DNA repair; regulation of transcription regulatory region DNA binding. The record is from RefSeq and is a predicted model, not a curated record. NCBI's taxonomy places the organism in Eukaryota, Oomycota, Peronosporomycetes, Peronosporales, Peronosporaceae. Gene Ontology annotation, molecular function: histone H3K79 methyltransferase activity. Bases 1 to 708 code for a protein of 235 amino acids.